GGAAGCCAGCCUCCUGAUCCUUUGACGACUCUGCCGCACCCCAGGCGACCUUUGGUCAAUUGCGCUUCCGCCCCUUCUCCUAGCUCCGCCCCCGUCUUCCCCGGACCCAGCGUUUGGCCGAUUUGCUUCUCCAAAGCCAGAACUCGCAGCCGAUACCGGACAAGAUGGGCUACCUCGACGACGAAAUCAAGCGCCUCCAGGGCAUCGUCAGCAACCUCGAGGAGCGGGUCAAAGCCCUGGAGGGCAGGCAAUUAGGCGGCGGCCAGAAGAAGACGGCGGAGGAGAUUCGCAUGAUUCUGAUCGGCCCUCCCGGCGCUGGCAAGGGAACGCAAGCGCCCAAGAUCAAGGAGAAGUUCAACUGCUGCCAUCUGGCCACCGGUGACAUGCUGCGGUCCCAGGUUGCCAAGAAGACCCCCCUCGGCCGGGAAGCCAAGAAGAUCAUGGACGCGGGCGGUCUGGUGAGCGACGACAUCGUCAUCGGCAUGAUCAAGGAGGAGCUGGACAACAACAAGGAGUGCAAGGGCGGCUUCAUCCUCGACGGCUUCCCCCGCACCGUCCCGCAAGCCGAGGGCCUGGACAAGAUGCUGCGCGAGCGCAACCAGGCGCUGCAGCACGCCGUGGAGCUCCAGAUCGACGACGAACUGCUGGUCUCGCGCAUCACGGGCCGCCUGAUCCACCCGGCCAGCGGGCGCAGCUACCACACCACCUUCAACCCGCCCAAGGUGCCCAUGACGGACGACAUCACGGGCGAGCCGCUGAUCCAGCGCAGCGACGACAACGCCGAGGCCCUCAAGAAGCGCCUGGCCACCUACCACAAGCAAACCGCCCCCGUCGUUGACUACUACAAGAAGACGGGCAUCUGGAAGGCCGUCGAUGCCGCCCAGGAGCCCGGCCAGGUCUGGAAGAGCCUGCUGGCCAUCUUCGACGGCGACAAGGCCAAGGCCAGCAGCGCCGGCAGCGGCAUCCUCAGCAAGCUCGCGCCCAGCUCCUAGAUGGGCGGCGCAGGCGCGGCCCAGGCUGGGAACAGAAGUUGGUGGUCCGAGGCGGUGAAGACGGACGAGGAGGUGAGGCGGAGGCAACUCGACAUGCUGCUCUAGUUCGGCCGCGGUUGAAUCGCGCAAACGGUCUGGACUGGCUUCCGGCGAAGUCCUUCUCCUGCCUGCCCCCUCUCGGGGCCCUGGGAAUGAAGGAAAGGGGGCGCAUCUGGAGUCGAACGGCUUUGCUUUUUGUCGUCCAUCAGCAUCUGACCAGCGGACUUGCCUGUUGCGUGCCACUGGAGGGAGUUCGAGGGAUAAUCAACUUAUUACGCGGUAACAGUUUGGGCGGCUUCCUGAAAGGGUGGCUUGGAUGGCGAGGCUUGUGCGAUAGAAGCCCUGUACUUACUACCAUGUAGAAUUGCCACAACUGCCUACAAGCUGCUACCGCUUAUAGAG
Molecule: messenger RNA, 1433 nt
Organism: Thermothielavioides terrestris NRRL 8126
Lineage: Eukaryota; Fungi; Ascomycota; Sordariomycetes; Sordariales; Chaetomiaceae
Exons: 4
Coding region: 165-992 (275 amino acids)
Biological process (GO): ADP biosynthetic process
Cellular component (GO): mitochondrion; cytoplasm
Molecular function (GO): ATP binding; AMP kinase activity
Source: RefSeq, a predicted model, not a curated record